Messenger RNA from Anarrhichthys ocellatus (wolf-eel), 1948 nucleotides. RefSeq names its product SAP domain containing ribonucleoprotein (gene sarnp). The coding region runs from base 20 to 652 and encodes 210 amino acids. The record is from RefSeq and is a predicted model, not a curated record. NCBI's taxonomy places the organism in Eukaryota, Metazoa, Chordata, Actinopteri, Perciformes, Anarhichadidae. Gene Ontology annotation, biological process: poly(A)+ mRNA export from nucleus. Gene Ontology annotation, cellular component: nucleus. The transcript has 11 exons.
AAUACAUCAACAAAGAAAGAUGGCCGAAGUCAUAGAGUUGCAGAAACUGAAGCUUGCUGAGCUGAGGCAGGAGUGUGAGGCCCGAGGUCUGGACACCAAGGGAAACAAAGGAGAUCUCAUCGCUCGACUGCAAUCCUAUCUGGAGGAGCACGAGGAAGAUGUGGACGUGGAUGACGUGCUGGCAGAGGACACAGAGGACUUAGAUAAAGUUGAGAUUGCCAACGAUGUAAAAGAAGAGAAGAUUUCCGAGUCUACUGAGGAUGAGCAAGAGCCACCUGCUGAUAAGAAGGUGGUGAAAAUAGCUCCUCCAUCAUCUUCCGGUGAAAGACUACAGAAGAGGGCAGAACGUUUCAACAUUCCUGCAACAGCCGAAAGCAAAAAGGCCAUACGUGCAGCAAGGUUUGGUGAAUCCACCGAGAACUCCAAUCCCGCUCCAGGUGCCGUUGUGAACAGUAAAGCUCCUGUGAACGUCGAUCAGCUGAAGAAGAGAGCUGAGAGAUUUGGCAUCAGCGUUUCCUCCGUUUCACAAAAGAUUGAAGAGGACGAAAAGCUGAAGAAGAGAAAGGAGAGAUUUGGGGCCUCAGCAGGUCCCGUUUCAGCGGAUGUUGAGGCAAAGAAAAUGAAGCGCGCUGAAAGAUUUGGAAAAGUUUGAAUAAUGUUUUAAAGCCUAUGAUUCUUUUUUUUCUUUUUUUUUUUUUUGUUUUCUUUUUUUUUUUUUUUUUUUGUAAAACAUCUUCAUUACUGCACAACAGAAAUCCCUGCAGACGACAAACGUCACUGAUAGGAUUCCUGUAAAGCAAAGGUACAAUUAAAUGCAAAGAUACAUUUGUGAGUUGUGUCAUUAAACGGUUUGGAAAACAAAAUAAUAAAAAGACGCCCUCGAUUAUUUACUAAGCCUCGAUGUCAGUGGAUAAUGCAAACUAGAAAAACAUUUAAUACAAACCACCUAUUUUAGUUUUUACUGGCGCACCGUUUUCUCAGGCCUUAGAGGCCUUCGAUCAUGUCAUUUUUAAUUUGCGUUCUUUUUAUUUAAGGAAUUAGAGGUGUGUUUAUACAAUACGUGGCCAGUGUUAUUGGCUCAUAUGUAACAGGUUUUGUUUUCCCCUCUCUACUAAAUGCACUGUUCACUGCUUCCUCUGAGCUGCAAUGAAAUCCAUUUAUCAAGUCUUUAUCCAGCAACUAGUCAAACAGCAAAAGCCUGUUCGUACGAGAUAAUUAGUGAUCCCUGCGUCAGGUGAUUCCUCACAAUAUAUUCUUAAAUCAAAAUGGUGCAUUAAACCACUGGAAAUUUCACAAACCAAACAGAAAAUGUGGGCAAAGCAGGGAAUGAAUUUACUGUGAAGCAGCUGUAGAACCAGACAAAAAUAGAAACUGAACUCAAACUGUAUCGACUCCAACAGUGUGCAGGAGCUAAAAACCAACCCGGUAUCUAAACGUGUCCUCUCGUUAUCAUACAUGCAACAAGGAAAAUGGGAACUUUUGGUCGUUGGAAAUAGAAAAUGUAACAGAUUCCUUCAAAGAACAAAGAGAUAAAGUCAAUUCUAACAGCAAGAUGAUCUAGUUCAUGGUAGUUGAACGGGUACAAGGUAAAUCCUUUAUACUAGUUCAUUGUAAGUAAUGCAACUAAACAAACCUUUUUUUUUAAUAAUUCAUGAAACAUUGGUAACUCAUUUAUUUGUAUUUAAUUGUACUUUUGAUUUUUCAGAUGGCUUAUUAUUUUUGUGUUUUCUCUUUGGAAAUCCAUCGGUGCACUGCUUCAGUUAUCUGUCCAUUUUAUAACAUUUUGUGAUUUAAAAUAAAUUGUUUUCAACUUUUUGAUAUCUGCUUCACUUGACUCCUGUUUAUUUUUAUUUUUAAAUCUACGGUAUGUGUCUUUAUACCCAUGCAAUGUCACUCAUGAAUUCAUACUGAAAGUUGUUUCAGUGUCACAAUAAAAGUACAAAACAAA